This is a messenger RNA of Fraxinus pennsylvanica, 357 nucleotides long. The record is from the annotation of a GenBank genome assembly. NCBI's taxonomy places the organism in Eukaryota, Viridiplantae, Streptophyta, Magnoliopsida, Lamiales, Oleaceae.
AUGCUACCCCCUCUGACACCACCUCUACCAUCCUCCAUCUCUCCAUCGUCGACUACCCUAAGUCGAUACGAGAACCAGAAGCGUCGAGAUUGGAACACUUCUGGGCAGUACUUAAGGAACCACCACCCACCGCUGUCCCUUUCCCAGUGUAGUGGCGCCUAUGUUCUUGAAUUUUUGAGGUACUUAGAUCAGUUUGGGAAAACUAAAGUCCACACUCAGCUUUGCCCCUUCUUUGGCCACCCGAACCCGCUGCACCAUGCACGUCCCCUGCACCAAGCUUGGGGCAGCCUCGACACCUUAAUUGGUCGCCUAACGAAGAAAAUGGAGGCAAGCCUGAAACAAACCCUUUGGUGCUGA